AAUCCAGCGGACUGCUGCAAGCGCAUACUCGGACCCGGCAUGGGAGCGCACUGCAGAGUAAGCUGGGUAGUGAAACGAAUUCUCCACAGUAGAGCCUCGCAGUGGGUGUGGGAGAAUGUCAGUUUUCGCGUGCUGAAUACCCUUUCUAGUAUUUUGAUGGUGACUCAAAUACAGUAGCCUACUAUGAUCGCCGUUUUCUCGCCGUGCACUGUUGAGUUACGCCUGUUACUGGCGCUUCUGUGCGUUGCAUGCCAUUGCUCACCGGUAUCGAAGUGGGAAGCAAGUCAAGCUGAUGUCGAGGGCUUCCUCGAGAGGUAUGGAUACCUGCACCAGAGCGAUCACAGGCACAAUGCUGCAGAGCUCAAGUCAGCCGUUGGGGAGUUCCAGUGGCUUUCCCACUUGCCAGUCACCGGCAGCCUGGACAGCGCCACCCUGGGGAAGAUGGCAGCGCCGCGUUGCGGGGUGAAAGACGGUGGUAGUCAUCGAGCCUGGGCGAAGAGGGUCAACGCCAUCUUCACAGGAGGCAGCGGCGGUGGGGGGCACCUGCGCAGGAAGAGAUACAUACAGACAGGUGACAAGUGGUACAAGCGUCACCUGACCUACCGCAUCAAGAACUGGCCGCGGCACCUAUCCCAGAAGUCUGUGCGCUCGGCGGUUCGGACGGCCUUCCAGCUGUGGAGUAAUGUGUCAGGCCUGGUGUUCCAGGAGGUGGUCCUGGACGCACCCACCGACAUACGGCUGGCAUUCUACGAGGGCGAGCACAACGACGGCUCCGGGAACGCCUUCGACGGGCCAGGAGGUGCCCUGGCCCACGCCUUCUUCCCGUGCCGCGGCGAGGCCCACUUCGACAUGGCGGAGCGCUGGACGCUGAACGGGCUGAAGGGGCACAACCUGUUUCUGGUGACGGCGCACGAGAUCGGGCACACGCUGGGCCUGGAGCACUCGCCUGUGCGCCACGCUCUCAUGUCGCCCUACUACAAGAAGCUCGGCCGCACCCUGCUGCUCAGCUGGGACGACAUCAACGCUGUGCAGCAGCUCUACGGGAAGCCCCCCGGUGGCCAACUAGUGCAGCUGCCCGGCAAGGAUCUGAGCUGGGUGAUGCAGGACUGGGACAAGGCAGAGAGUACGGAUCAACCACACUACUGUAGCGGGGUGUUUGAUGCCAUCACCAUGGACCAGAACCGCACGGUGCUUGUGUUUCGCAGUAAUUUAUUCUGGACGGUGACCCCUGAGGGUACGCCGAGUUCCCCCACCUCCCUCCAGCAGCGCUGGCCUGAACUCCCAUUGGCCAUCGAGGCAGCAGCCUUCUCCCCAUUGGACGGGAAGUUAUACUUCUUUAAAGGCAAGCGGAUGUGGCGCUACACGGACUCCUCGCUGGAUGCCGGCUUCCCCAAGAAGAGCAGCGAAGCGCAGCUCCCGCACCACCCGGACUGCGCCUUCUUCUACGCGCCGCUCGGACACAUGGUCGUCUUCAAGGGCUCGCGCUACUUCGUGCUCAAUCUGACCACGCUGCGCGCCGAGCCCUACUACCCCCGCGGCCUGGCCGACUGGAAGGGUGUGCCGCGGGGGGCCAACGGCGCCGUGACCCGGCCCGACGGAAAGCUGUUCCUCUUCAGGGAGCAGCGGUUCUGGCGGUUCGAGCCGAAGAAAGUGCGGGUGACGGGCGCCGGACAGUGGGCCAAGGAGCUGGAGUGGACUGGAUGCCGCAGACCUCUGAGCAAUGAGAUCAACUAACGAGCGCGAGGAGGACUCUGAGCCACGACUGAGCCAAAACCCAGAGCUGUGGAGGGAGAUGUUGAUGUGACUGUACGACUGGGUCAGGGCCUGCUAUGUCUACAUCAGUGGAAGCUGUGGCAGAGCCUCUAGUAGGCUACCUGAAGCCGAAGCCAAACCCUGUAGAUCCUUAUAAGGGCUGUGGACUAAUGGGCUUCAGAGAAUCUACACUACAUCAUCUCCCCCAGUCAGGCCUCUCAAAACAGAUAACUUCUGAAAGACUCCUCUUAUAACAAAAAUAAUAUUUAAGGCUGGCUCAUUUUCCUUGACCAGUACUGUGCUUUGUGGUCUGGGCAGUGCCUCUGGCCAGGGACGUGUGGUUUGUGGUGUAAUAGACUGGACAUCCUCUCUGCUCGUUUUAGGAGGGAACUGUGAUUCAGCAGACUCAGUGCCAGUGCAAGAGAAGCACCGUACAACCUCCUCACAGGAGAUCUCCUAAGCCCUGAGGAUGGAGCUUAUUACUUCACUAUAAAAAUGUUAUAGAUUAUAAAUCUCUGAAAUGCUGAAAUGACAAUGACAAACACAUACUUUCACCAUGUUUGGUUAGGGCUGUGCUAUUGAGUUGGUCCCCACUAGCCUAUGAUGAAACACAGAUCACUGCCGAGGAUGGAAAACAAGUCAGCAGCCAGUGAAUCUAAUAGUGAUACAAGCAAGCAUCACAUGUAAAACGCGCACGCACACACACACACACACACACACACAGCCACUGAUGACAAAACACAUAUAUUGUCCUUUCAGGGGAGCGAGCCUUCACUGCGGUCACAGACAUGGGUCAGGAUAGUCUCCUCAGCUGCUCCAGUGCCAUAGCAACAGGAUUCUCAGGAGUCUCACUGCGGGGAGGCAGGCAGGGCUCCCACAUUCACAGAAAUCCCAGAAAAGUCAUGGAAUUGUAAAAAUGCCUUGCCUGGAAGGAAGUUGCCUAGCCUGGAAUUAAGUCAUGGAAUUCAGUAAAAUUCAUUGAAAGUUUUGGGAAAAAAUCAUGACCUUUGGUUUUGUUCAUUUAGAGCUAAUGAAAUGAAUUAUUUGAAAAAGGAUGUAAAUUAUUGCUGUUUAAAUUAUUUUGAUUCAAUAAUAAGGCUCAAGCUUUGGCGAUAACUACACAAUGUUUUGUACUUGUUGGUGGGGAAAGGUCAUUGAAAGUUCCUUAAAUGUAAUUGAAAAGUCAUGGAACUGUUCUAAAAUGUCAUUGGAAAUGAGUGGGAACGACCGUCUAUGGUGGGAACCCUGCUGAGGGGGGUUGACCACACACCCCUGCAUUUGUCAGGCUGUGACCAUGUGUUGUGUAUGUGAAUGGUUAUAAAGAGGACACAUUCUGACCUGCAGCUUGAACUCUCAACUCUGCUGUUAAGCACAUGUACAUUGUGUUAAUACUCUUUUAAAUUGUACAGUAUGCAAGUGAAUAACAAUGUGCUCUAUCAGCAAACGUGGAAAACUGACUUAUACAAUGACAUGAAUGUGAACUAAAUGAACAGAUUAUUUGCGUUAUCUCAUGUCCCAGUAAGGUCAUGUCAUUGUAAUCUCCAGACAUAUAACAAUAAAAUAAUUUCAUAAAACA
This is a messenger RNA of Alosa sapidissima (American shad), 3328 nucleotides long. RefSeq names its product matrix metallopeptidase 28 (gene mmp28). Gene Ontology annotation, cellular component: extracellular matrix. The transcript is spliced from 8 exons. Bases 184 to 1734 code for a protein of 516 amino acids. The record is from RefSeq and is a predicted model, not a curated record. Gene Ontology annotation, biological process: extracellular matrix organization; proteolysis; collagen catabolic process. Gene Ontology annotation, molecular function: zinc ion binding; metalloendopeptidase activity. Lineage: Eukaryota; Metazoa; Chordata; Actinopteri; Clupeiformes; Clupeidae.